CUUUUCCUGUUGUGAGGACACGCCCCCUCGCUCUCCCUGCUUGGGCGGGGGUGUCACCAUGGGCAGCAAGAUGGCGGCCGCCAGUAGGGUCGUUCAGGUGGUCAAGCCACAUACGCCAUUAAUUAAGUUUCCAGACAGAAAAAGUGCUCCCAAACCUAAAAUGCAAGAUCCUCUACAAUCAAGAGUGCCACCACUUCAUGCGCCAUCUGCACAAAUCUCUGCAGGAGGUGGACCGCCUUCCCAUCAACAUAUUUCAUUUAGUGGCAGAACACAAGGCACACCUGACACAGUAGAACUAGUAAGAACUUUACCUCAAAAAUAUCGACGGAAACCAUUGUCAGUUGAAGAGAUGGAAUACAUUCAAAGGGGAGGUCCAGAAUAACACAGAAGAAUAUGCAGUUAGUUACUGCUGAGCAACAAACUUGCUGUAAAGGCGUUCCUUACUAUCUGAGUAUUGUAAACUCAUUAUUAAAGGCCUUUUAUGAGACACUUCGGAAAGUGGCUGUGUCCUAAAUCAGAAGACCAUUCUGAUUCGAGUAACCAUCUGACUCCACUUUAUAUAACAACACCAUUAAAAUAUUUUUUUCAUUAUA
Anolis sagrei ordinatus is the source of this 593-nucleotide messenger RNA. NCBI's taxonomy places the organism in Eukaryota, Metazoa, Chordata, Lepidosauria, Squamata, Anolidae. The record is from RefSeq and is a predicted model, not a curated record.